AAUGCGUCCCAAACAUCCGGCAACAACACCGGAAUUAAAAUGGAAAGAUUAUUACUUUUUUUUUUUAUUAUUAUCUUGAGUGAACGUUCUUCAUUGUAAAUACAUCAGUCGAUCGUUUAUUCAUAGUAACUGUGACGAAGUGAACACAUGAUGUCGGGAAAAGGACGUUCUGCGACGGGAUCUGAUCGGUUUGAAUACCUGCAGACACUUGUCACGGAGUUUCAGGACACUGACAGUGAUGAGGCGAAAGAGCAAGUGUUGGCCAACUUGGCCAACUUUGCCUACGAUCCGAGGAACCUGGAGGACCUGAGAACCCUUCAGGUUAUUGAACUCUUCUUGGACAUGCUCACAGAGGAAAAUGAGAACUUUGUGGAGUUUGGGAUAGGCGGUCUAUGUAACCUGAGUAUGGAUCGGGAAUGCCGUGACCAGAUCCUGCAGAGCGAAGCUAUCCCCCUGGUUACGGGAUGCCUGUCCAGCCGGCGAGAGGAGACGGUGCUGUCUGCCAUCACCACGCUUAUGAAUCUCACCACUGCUGCAUCACGCUCCCAAACCACCGACACCGCAGUGCUACAGUGCAUGCUGCGCUUCUCCAUCUCCCAGAGCCCACGCCUGCGUAACCUGGCCUCUGUGUUCCUCCAGGACUGCUGCACUGAGGAGCAGGUGGCCAGGGCAGAGGCACAGAUGCAGGGACACCAUCCUACAGCACUGGGGAUCCCCCUGCCUAAGGACUAGGCUAGUCUGGAGACAUGAUCGCUAGAUCUGAUGUCUGAUCUCUGAGAAAUACACUGAGUGUACAAAACAUGAAGAACACCUGCUCUUUCCAUGGCAUAGACUGACCAGGUGAAUCCAGG
Molecule: messenger RNA, 851 nt
Organism: Coregonus clupeaformis (lake whitefish)
Lineage: Eukaryota; Metazoa; Chordata; Actinopteri; Salmoniformes; Salmonidae
Gene: armc7
Product: armadillo repeat containing 7
Exons: 3
Coding region: 148-732 (194 amino acids)
Source: RefSeq, a predicted model, not a curated record